Molecule: messenger RNA, 1971 nt
Organism: Dufourea novaeangliae
Lineage: Eukaryota; Metazoa; Arthropoda; Insecta; Hymenoptera; Halictidae
Gene: sano
Exons: 3
Coding region: 1-1881 (626 amino acids)
Source: RefSeq, a predicted model, not a curated record
AUGGCCGCGACCGACGGUCAGAUCGUGGUUGCGGCGGCACGCUGGCCGGAGGAAGCGACCUACCUACGGGAAUUCGUGUCCAAGUAUCGUUUGCCGGCGGUGAUCAAGAUCACGAAGGGCCAGUACGGUGGUCUCGGUGUGCCGACCCUGCCAGCGCCGAGUUUGCAGAGCACAGCCCUGUUGGUGUCCGCGGGACGUCGACGUAAGAUCGUCGCCCAGGCAGUGAAGAUCAAAGAGGGUCGCAGAGUGGUGGGCGUAGGGCCCAGAUUGGCCAUACCGGACUCGUACGCGGGCUACUUCGAGAUACUGAGCGAAGAGGGCAGGGCGGUGCGUGGGAUCGAGUCCGUGACCGAGCUGUGCCGUAGAUGUCCGGAAGAGGGAGCGCUGGUGCGCGAGACGGUGCGCGGUAUAGCAUGCCGUGUGGACGACGAUUCGGGCCUAGUUGUCCCCGAGGGGACUAGAACACUGGCGGCGGGUGAGACGAUCGUGACAGCCGGGGAGGUGACAUUGCCUGGCCGCGGUCGGUUCCUUCGUUGCGUCGAUUGUCGCGGGGAUAGCGUGCUGCUGGGGAUGGAUCAGCGCGGUCGUUUCAGCGCGUUAGCGCGCGAGGACAACAUCAGCGGCGUGCACACCGCUCGUGCGUUGCUCAGCAAGCGUUUGCCGUUGACCGUCCGAUUGGUGCACGGUCAGCCGCCCAGAGGGCUGAAAUCCUCGUCGCAGUUCGUCCCGGAGCUGAGGCUGUUGUCCACGUUCGAGGAGGAGCACGUGUUCGCUUUGCCGUUGCAACGUGAGGGCGCGGCUGUCGCGUUGCCGUUGGCCGCUCCGUUGAAGCUUGUCAAAGCGAGGAACGAGGAGGCGCUCAGGUCGAUGCAAGAGUUCACGAGGCUGGUGGAAAGGGCCUCGCGUCUGGUCGCCGACGUGGCCGAUCGUGCUCACGUCCUGGACGGCCGCCUAGGCGAGAGCAAGCCGUCCAGACAGACGCGAAGCGGCUCCGGCGGUUUCCUCAGGCGAUCUUCCACCAACUCGGACAACGGACCGUUGAACCAUCAUCGAAACAACGCCGGACACCAUCAUCAUCACCAUCAUUAUCACAGCAACGGGCAUCAGGCGUCCUCGGGACACGCGGCCUACCGGGACGAGAAUCGCGUGCCACCGUCCGCCUGCACCGAGGAGUACGACGAGAUCGAUCAGAUUUACGAUUACGUUCGCGGUUUCGCCCCGUUGCCUAAAAGCGUCAGGUCGCCUUACGAGAGCCCGCUGGCCGGAACCCAAGGCUCCAGUCCGCCGUUGACGCCCGUCACGGUGACGAUCGCGCCGCUGCUGGACGACAGACCGGAACCGCCGCCGAUCGAGACCAUACCGACCAAGAAGAUCCAGGCGGAGAAGAGGACGCGGCGAGCCGUUAAAGAGGCGCCGCAACCGAGGGUCGAGAAACCGCCGCUGGCGAAGCUUUACGUGAAGAACAGCGGCACCCAACGGGGACGUCCGCUGAUGAGGCAGAAGAGCGCGUCCCCGUUGAAGGAGACGCCGCCCGGAUACAAAGGGGGAUCUCCGCUUUUCAAUAUACGAUACAAGAGUCUGACGAACCUGCAGCAGGCCAUGGAGCUGGACGGAACGCUGGACUCGAGCCAUUCCGGGGGUAGGACAUCGGGGGACUCCGGUGCUGGUGCUAAGCUGCCAGAAAAAAGAUCGCGGCGUUUGAGCAGACCGCGUUCGCUGACGAAUUUAGUGUGGGAGCUACGGGGCGGAAGUGGGCUGGGCUGCACGAGACCGGAAACACCGCCACCGGCCACAGCAGCGCCGCUGCCACCGAGUAAAUGCGGACCGCGUCUGGCUGUCACCGUGGUGGCACCUCGGCGUGUCGGCACGCUCUACCUCUAACUCAUUCGAAACGACGAAGGGCUGAAGAAGGCACAGAGCGGUCCGGAUGGCGACGCCAUGGAUCUCCGAUGUCUUCGACUCAAUCAAAAA